Molecule: messenger RNA, 369 nt
Organism: Emiliania huxleyi CCMP1516
Lineage: Eukaryota; Haptophyta; Isochrysidales; Noelaerhabdaceae
Exons: 2
Coding region: 32-298 (88 amino acids)
Source: RefSeq, a predicted model, not a curated record
AUGUGCCUCCGCUCCGGUGUGUGGCAGUUCGAUGGAUCCAGCCCAGCGACCUCCACGCGGGCAUAUCCGCCGUGCCACUCCAUGCAUGAUCAUCGCUGGGGGCAGCGGUGCUCGUGCGACUGCGGAUUCGGCCUCACCUCACGCCCUCUGGCCUGCAGCUGCACGUUGCCGGGCGCCAUGCCUCCGUCGAAUGGAGGCCCGACUCCAGGCUCUGAGCACGUCUAAUCCUUACGAUUCAUGUGCCCUGCGCAUGGGAGGCUAUCGUAGCUACGAGACUGGCGCCAUAGACCUCGUGUGACAUUGUGGGCGCCCUGCAGGGGUCGAAACCGCCGUUGGUUCGAGGAAUAUUCGAAUAUAAUCGGCGAAGUA